AUGUGGGCACGUGUUCUUGCUCGAAUACCGUUCGCAGCAAACGCCGAAGGGAAGAGCCUGAAGUGGUUAACGUUGGCGGUGGGUAUCGUGGUGUUGGCAGCUGCGGGUGAUGCACAAACACGCCGGCAACAACAACAGCAACGUCUCCGGCAGCGUGUUCUAGCCCCAUCCAGUGCGGAGUAUGUGGAUAGUGCGGAGGACGCUCAGCAGCAGGACAACCGUCCCCAGGCACAGCAGUACUACGCCCGCGCACAGGAACGGCUCGGCGAUGUUGUGUUGGUAGCCUCAUCGGAUGAAGAUUACGGUGGCGGCCAGUACGGAGCACCGGUUGCCGCUGCACGUCCCCGCGCUGACACGCAGUACCAGCGGCCAGUGGCUAAGAGUACGACGGCUGCACCGGUUGCAGCUCGCCAGAAGGCUGCUGCUAGUGAGUCGCGUGCACCACCGGUACAGACGAUCCGCAACUACAGCAAGGUAAACGAUGACGGUUCGUUUACGUUCGGCUACGAGGCGGCCGAUGGUUCGUUCAAGGAGGAAACGCGUGGUACGGACUGUGUAGUGCGUGGCAAGUACGGUUACAUCGAUCCGGACGGUAACAAGCGUGAGUUUACGUACGUUUCGGGCAAUCCUUGCGAUCCGAACAAUCCCGACGGCAGCGAGGAGGAAGAGAACGAUCGUUCCGAGGGUGGACAGGAAGACUCGAACGAGAAUGUGCCCCAGAACUACCCGGUGCGCCGUCCGGUAGCUAUUGCGCGCCCUACGCCCGCAUCAGCCCCAGCCCGUCAUCACUCCACGCCUGCUCCGGCCCGUCCAACGACCACCGUCUUCCAGAAUGAUUACCAGGACCGGCGCCAGCAAGAGUCAGCUGCCGAUGCGGAGGAGGAAGUACAGAUCGGACAGCGUGGAUCGUCCCGACCGGCUGCCCGUCCAUUCGCUGGUUCCGUCACCACGACCCAACGUCCACGGGUACAGAUCGUCAGCACCACACCAAACCCAACACCAACCAUCUUCCACAGUCCCGCACCACAGCAACCGCAGACCGUGCUGCCGGUGAACAUUACACCCAAACCCGUGUACCGUGUGUCACCGAUUCCGACACAGCCUACGCUCGCACCUACCACCUACCGGCCAACCUCGCCCAGCAGUACCCGUGGUCCGUCGAUCGAUUUCGAGGCCGAGUUCAAACGGUUCCAGGCCGACAACAAGCUACCCAGCCCGUCAACCCCAUCCGCACCAAGCACCCCGUCCAAGCCAACCGGAACACCGUUCGGUCGCCCAGGUCCACAGCUAGCCGCCGGCAAUCCGAUCUACCAGUCGCAGCUGAUCUUCGAUCCGGCCUCCGGACAGUACGAUACCGCACUCUACCAGCAGCUGCCCCAGAGCGACGGUGACUUCCAGCUGAACCAUCGCAUCCAACCGUACGUGGCUGGACCUCCGCCACAGCAGCAGCAGCACCACCACCAGCAGCAACAUCCGGGUGCCGGUCAGCUCGUAACGCUCGAGCAGCUCCAGCAGCAGUCCCCACUGUACCGCUCGCAGCCACCGCAGCCGGCCCGACCAGUAGGACCACCGACCGUCCAGAUACCGCAGCAACUCUACCAGAAGCAGCAGAACGAGCUGCAGUUCAUCAACAGUCAGCAGCUGUUUGCCCAGCAGCUCGAGCUGCAGCAAAGUCAACUCCGUGCCGAUAGGAUCGAGGCGGCAAAGAAGGUAACGAGCGGUGGCCCACCGACGCACCGUUUCCAGCCACAGCCCCAGCAGCAGCAGCAGUACUAUUUCAUCCAGCCGCAGGGCCCACCGCAGGGUGCACCGGGACAGAUUGACGCAUUCCUGCGGGGUCACAACAUCGACUACUAA
This is a messenger RNA of Anopheles maculipalpis, 1857 nucleotides long. RefSeq names its product ataxin-2 homolog. Bases 1 to 1857 code for a protein of 618 amino acids. The record is from RefSeq and is a predicted model, not a curated record. The transcript has 2 exons. NCBI's taxonomy places the organism in Eukaryota, Metazoa, Arthropoda, Insecta, Diptera, Culicidae.